GGGGAAGGUAAAAGAAAAGUGCCACUAGCAUAUGGCACAGAAAAUUGCUCGUCGUUGAGUCUCUGUCACUUCCCUCUGCUAUCAUCCAAGCAACCGGCGUGACAAUGGUGAGGCAGCUUGUUUGGCAGCGGGCCACCGCCUCUCAGAGGUUGGCCCCGAAGUGCCUCUCUCCGCAACGACUGUUCAGUCGCCGUGGUCUGGCCACGGAGGCUUCUCCGGCAGCCUCCUCCCGCUUGCCUCCCUACCCGAAGAUCGUUCAAAACCUCGAAAACGUCCGUCGCGUGCUCGGUCAGGACCGCAACUUGACAUUGGCGGAGAAGAUCCUCUAUGCCCAUCUGGACAACCCCGAGGAGUCCCUUCUGACCGGCACCAACAAUGGCCGUGACAUUCGCGGCAAGGCCAACUUGAAAUUGAAGCCCGAUCGCGUGGCGAUGCAGGAUGCGUCGGCCCAGAUGGCACUUUUGCAGUUCAUGUCUUGCGGUCUCCCCUCGACGGCCGUGCCCGCGAGUAUCCACUGCGACCACAUGAUUGUUGGUGAGCGUGGUGCUGACACUGAUCUGCCGGCAUCCAUCAAGGGUAACAGCGAGGUGUUUGACUUCCUGGAGAGUGCUGCCAAGCGCUAUGGAAUUGAGUUCUGGCCCCCUGGUGCCGGUAUCAUUCACCAGAGCGUUCUGGAGAACUACGCUGCCCCGGGUCUGAUGAUGCUGGGAACUGACAGUCACACCCCCAACGCCGGUGGUCUGGGUGCCAUUGCCAUUGGUGUCGGUGGUGCAGAUGCUGUUGAUGCGCUGGUUGACGCCCCUUGGGAGCUCAAGGCGCCCCGCGUCCUGGGUGUGCGUCUGGAGGGCAAGCUCAACGGCUGGGCUGCCCCCAAGGACAUCAUCCUCCACUUGGCCGGUAAGCUCACCGUCCGUGGUGGAACCGGCUUCAUCAUUGAGUACCACGGACCUGGUCUGGAGACCCUGAGCUGCACUGGUAUGGCCACCAUCUGUAACAUGGGUGCCGAGGUGGGCGCGACGACCUCCGUGUUCCCCUUCUCCCCCAACCACGUUCCCUACCUGCAGGCGACUCACCGGGCUGAUGUUGCCCGUGCCGCCUCUGAGAUCGCCGGUUCCGGUCCCAGGAACCUUCUCCGUGCCGAUGGCGGUGCUGAGUAUGACCAGCUGAUCACCAUCGACCUGUCGACGCUGGAGCCUCACAUCAACGGUCCCUUCACCCCCGAUUUCUCCGUUCCCUUGUCUGCUUUCGCCGACACCGUUCGUGAGAAGCAAUGGCCCGAGUCCCUUGGUGCGGGUCUGAUUGGUAGCUGCACAAACAGUUCCUACGAGGACAUGACCCGUGCGGAGAACCUGGUCAAGCAGGCCUCUGCCGCCGGUCUUCAGCCCAAGUCCGACUUCUUCAUCACCCCCGGUAGUGAGCAGAUUCGCGCCACCCUGGACCGCGAUCAGACUCUGUCGACCUUCUCGCAGGCUGGCGGUACCGUCCUGGCCAACGCCUGCGGUCCCUGCAUUGGUCAGUGGAAGCGCACAGACGGUGUCCCCAAGGGCGAGGACAACGCCAUCCUUACCUCCUACAACCGGAACUUCCCCGGUCGUAACGACGGCAACCGGAGAACCAUGAACUUCCUGGCCUCCCCUGAGCUCGUCACCGCCAUGGUUUACUCUGGAAGCACCACCUUCAACCCCAUGACCGACAGCAUUACCACCCCCAGCGGUGAGGAAUUCCGCUUCCAGCCUCCCACCGGCUACGCUCUUCCCAGUGACGGCUUUGCCGACGGUAACCCUGACUUCCAGCCCACUGCCGCUGUGCCCGACCCGUCCUGCGAGGUGAUUGUCUCCCCCACCUCGGAUCGUCUGGCCCUUCUGGAGCCCUUCGCUCCCUUCCCCAAGGGCGACCUCUCCGGCCUUAAGGUUCUGUACAAGGUCCGUGGUCAGUGCACGACUGACACCAUCUCGGCGGCUGGUCCGUGGUUGAAGUACAAGGGUCACCUGCCCAACAUCUCCGCCAACACCCUGAUCGGUGCCGUCAACGCCGCCACCGGUGAGACUAACGUUGCCUACGACGAGGACGGCAAGCAGUACUCCAUUCCGGACCUGGCCGCCCAGUGGAAGGCCAACGGUGUUGAGUGGCUGGUCGUGGCUGAGGAGAACUACGGUGAGGGUAGUGCACGUGAGCACGCUGCCCUGCAGCCCCGUUACCUGGGUGGACGCAUCAUCGUGGCCAAGAGCUUUGCCCGUAUCCACGAGACAAACCUGAAGAAGCAGGGUGUCGUUCCCUUGACUUUCGAGAACUCUGCCGACUAUGACAAGAUUGAUGCUUGUGACCAGGUGGCCACCGAGGGACUGUAUGAGGUCUUGCAGGCUGGUGGACAGGGCUCCAUCCAGCUGCGGGUGACCAAGCGCAGCGGCGAGUCGCUGGUGAUCCCCGUCAAGCACACUCUCAGUCCGGACCAGUGUGCUUUUGUCCUGGCCGGUAGUGCGUUGAACUUGCUGGCUCAGAAGGCCAACAAGAAAAGUGCUUGAUUAAUGGGUGAUGGGUGAAAAUUCAGCGAAGUGUACAUAUAUCCAUCUGUUGGUGUUUUGUUCUAUCUACUUUCGAGCGUUAUAUUAGUAGAUCAUGUUAGACAAUAAACUGUCUGGACUUG
This is a messenger RNA of Aspergillus piperis CBS 112811, 2644 nucleotides long. RefSeq names its product aconitate hydratase ACO2. Gene Ontology annotation, molecular function: 4 iron, 4 sulfur cluster binding; aconitate hydratase activity. Bases 105 to 2522 code for a protein of 805 amino acids. Gene Ontology annotation, cellular component: mitochondrion; cytosol. Gene Ontology annotation, biological process: tricarboxylic acid cycle. The transcript is spliced from 2 exons. The record is from RefSeq and is a predicted model, not a curated record. NCBI's taxonomy places the organism in Eukaryota, Fungi, Ascomycota, Eurotiomycetes, Eurotiales, Aspergillaceae.